Molecule: messenger RNA, 624 nt
Organism: Acytostelium subglobosum LB1
Lineage: Eukaryota; Evosea; Eumycetozoa; Acytosteliales; Acytosteliaceae
Exons: 2
Coding region: 1-624 (207 amino acids)
Source: RefSeq, a predicted model, not a curated record
AUGAUUUGGCACAUUGCCAAGGUGAUUGGUGUAUGUCUGUCUGGUGAUAUCAAUGAGACCAGGGAUACGCUGCUACGAAAGAUAAAGGAUAUGGUCAAUGAUGAGAGAGGCAUUGAAGGUGUUGAGCCUCUGACAGAUGACGUAGCAAUCGCUGUGUUUGAAUGCAUCCAAGAGCCAAACGAGAAGCAUAGCCCAGUUGUUCAACUGGCCAAAGUUCUCCACAAUGCGUUCGAUGGCAUUCAGUUGGAGGGCUCAAUGUCACGGCAUGUCGCCAGACAAGUUGCCCAGUUAAUCCAUGAUGAGCUCCAAUCGAUUGACCAAAGCAUCUGGCUUGCCCACUGGCAGAAGUUGUGCUCCCACAUUGGCUGUAGUUCUCGCGUACGCAAGAAGGACUUCAGUCGCCAUGUGUGCGUUCCUCAUCACACCGACGAGGAUGAUACGUUGCCCGACAAGUGUCCUGGGUGUCAGUACUCAUUGAAGAAGGAGUACGAUACCGAAGUGAGGGCCAACAGAGAUGCUGGAACGUUUAGACUUGACCAGGUCAAUAUCGUUGCCCUGGCGUUGAUGCGUUACGUCCUAGGCAUCACCGACAACAAAUGGGAACAUGACAGCACAAGUGACUGA